Messenger RNA from Pundamilia nyererei, 2621 nucleotides. RefSeq lists its product as uncharacterized. The record is from RefSeq and is a predicted model, not a curated record. The transcript has 13 exons. Lineage: Eukaryota; Metazoa; Chordata; Actinopteri; Cichliformes; Cichlidae. Bases 238 to 2247 code for a protein of 669 amino acids.
GGCACGCUGGCUGGAAAUAUAAUUCACAAGUAUGGAAGUGAAACUGAUGUGCAUGGGGCACAAACCAGUGGGAAGUAAUUAGACAGUGUUGAGAAGGAAUAUGAUAUAUUUUCUGCUGAGGUAAAGGCAGAAAUGCAUACAAAAAACAAAAGAUAAAAGAAAUAUCAUCAGUAGCAGCUUUUCUGAUUCACUGACAGUCCCAGGGGAAACAAUAUCUGCUUUGUUCGGAUCUUCAGAAUGAUGAAACGGAGUGUUUUCAUUUUGCUGCUCCUCCUGAGGACGACUUUGGCUUCUACUUAUCAAAAUCUGGCUACACGUGGUAAAGCAACUCAGUCAACCUGUUACCCGCAUGCUAGGGCAUCUGCCCUCAAUGCAAUUGAUGGAAACCGCAAUUCUGACUUUAUGGCGGGGUCGUGCACACACACUAAUGAACAGACCAAUCCCUGGUGGAAAGUGGACCUGCUUCAGUCCUACGUCAUCACUUCCAUCACCGUCACUAACAGAGGAGACUGCUGUCAUGAAAGGCUCAACGGGCUGGAGAUCCACAUUGGCAACUCUUUGGUCAAUGACGGUUUAGAUAACCCAGUGGUUGGUAGAAUUUCUCGAAUUCGUUUGGGCAAAUCCUUCGAUCUGACUUUUACCAAUCGUGUGGAGGGACGGUAUGUAACUUUGACUGUGACCGGUUCACGAAGGAUCCUCACACUCUGCGAAGUGGAAGUCUAUGGAUACCCUACUCCAACUGAGGAGAAUCUUGCACUCCAAGGAAAAGCCACACAAUCCUCACUGUAUGCAUUUGGCAACGCAUUUAAUGCCAUAGAUGGAAAUCGUAACAGCAAAUGGGAAGAUGCCUCCUGCACUCUCACACAGAAAUCAAUGAGCCCCUGGUGGCGACUUGAUCUGCUCAAAACACGUAAAGUGUUUUCUAUUAAUAUAGUAAAUCAAGAUUCUCUUCCAGAACGACUCAAUGGAGCCGAGAUCCGCAUUGGCGAUUCCCUUCGCAACAACGGGAACAACAACUCCAGGUGUGCUGUGAUCACAAGCAUCGCUGGAGAUGUUGUUGCUAAGUUCACAUGCAAUGGAACCGAAGGCCGCUAUGUUAAUAUUGUCAUUCCCGACAGAGAAGAGUUCCUGAGUCUGUGUGAGGUCGAAGUGUACGGCUCUAGCUUUAGUCUUGAGCAUGACCCCUUUUUUUAUGCUGAAAUUUCAAUGCGGAUCAUCAAGAAUGAGAUUACCACACUGGGCUCAGCUUUUGUUUCAGGAAAAAGGCAACUGCUUUGUCCCGAUCCUCAGAUAUCAUCUUUCUUAACCAGAAUAAUGAAAACAAGUGUUUUCCUUCUGCUGCUCCUCUUAAGAACGAGUUCGACUUCCACUUAUCAAAAUGUGGCCUUGCGUGGUACAGCAGCCCAGUCGAUCUCUGAGGACCACGUCCUCUCAGCUGCCCACAAUGCAAUUGAUGGAAACCGUAACUCUGACUUCAGGGCGGGAUCGUGCACGCUCACUAGUGCACAGAACCGUCCCUGGUGGAGAGUGGACCUGCUUCAGUCCUACAUCAUCACUUCUGUCACCAUCACCAACAGAGGAGACUGCUGUCAUGAAAGGCUCAAUGGGCUAAAGAUCCACAUAGGCAACUCUUUGAACAACGAAGGUUUAGGAAACCCAAAGGUUGGUGAAAUUUCUGAAGUUGGUGCUGGCAUAUCCUUCAGUGUGACUUUCACUGAUCGAGCAGAGGGGCGCUAUGUUAUAUUGACUCUGCCUGGUUCAAGAAAGAUUCUCACACUCUGUGAAGUGGAAGUCUAUGGAUACCGUUCUCCAACUGGAGACAAUCUUGCACUUGAAGGAAAAGCCACACAGUCAUCGUUGUAUGGAUUUGGAUUUGCAUACAAUGCCAUCGAUGGAAAUCGUAACAGCAAGUGGGAAGAGGGCUCCUGCACUCACACAAACAACAACAUCAGCCCCUGGUGGCGUCUUAAUUUGCGCAAAACCCAUAAAGUGUUUUCUGUUAAAAUUAUCAACAUUGACUCCAACCCCGAACGGCUCAACGGAGCUGAGAUUCGCAUUGGAGAUUCCCUUGACAACAAUGGCAACAACAACCCCAGGUGUGCAGUGAUCACAAACAUCGCGGGAGGUGCUGUUGCUAAUUUCACAUGCAAUGGAAUGGACGGCCGCUAUGUGAACAUUGUCAUCCCGGCCCGAGAAGAGUUCCUUAGUCUGUGUGAAGUUGAAGUGUAUGGAUCUAAACUUGAUUAGGUUCAUAACAUUCAACUUUUACACAUGAUCAUAUGAACCAAAACUCAUCUGUCACUUACUAAUCACUUAAUCUUUAAUAUGAUCAUAUCUAUCUAUAACUGAAUUCCCACACAGCUCAUUUUAAGUUUUUCUGUGACUGCAUGAUGAGACUUUAGGAUAGAGGACGGAAAAUACUUUGUAAGAUAAAUACAGACAAUAUAAAAGCAAAAUCAGAUAAACAUGUAUACAACCUGCACAUUGUGAUAGAUGUCUGGAAAUGUUUUCAUUCCAGCUCCUAAUUUUUUUUCCUACCAUAAGCAACUGAUGGAUUGUCAUUGUACCUGCUGAAGAAAGAAAAAGUUGUAUGUAAUGAUUAUUGAAAUACAAUAAAACCA